Dromiciops gliroides (monito del monte) is the source of this 1597-nucleotide messenger RNA. It is a transcript of the gene WNT1, whose product is annotated as Wnt family member 1. Gene Ontology annotation, biological process: multicellular organism development; neuron differentiation; cell fate commitment. NCBI's taxonomy places the organism in Eukaryota, Metazoa, Chordata, Mammalia, Microbiotheria, Microbiotheriidae. Gene Ontology annotation, cellular component: extracellular region. Gene Ontology annotation, molecular function: frizzled binding; cytokine activity. The record is from RefSeq and is a predicted model, not a curated record. The transcript is spliced from 4 exons. The coding region runs from base 488 to 1597 and encodes 369 amino acids.
GGGCCGGGGCAGCGGGGAGGAGUGAGGCUGAAGCGCGUAGGAGGGAAUCCCGAGGGGAGGGGUCGACAGUCGGUGCCUAGACUGGGGGGCGGGAGCCCUGAAGCAAGGGGCGGGGGGUGAGCCCCGACGGCCAGCCAGCCAGCUCUGCAAGCAGACAAGCCAGAGCCCCGUAAGGCCCCGCGGUCCAUUGUCUGAGCCCCUGUCCCGUGCACCCCAGUGUGGAGGCCCGGCCCGGCCCGGCCGGGAGACCCUCCUUGUCCUCACCACAGCUAUAAUAGGUGGUGUUGCCGACUUAGGAGACUUCAGCCUGUCAGACCUGCCCGGGACCUUGCUGCGCAGCUCUGAGAGCCAUGCUGCAAGCCGUCACCUGGACCCGGCAUUUUUAGAUCAGAUUCAGGGAUCCUGGGAACCCGGGGCCAACGCCUCCUGUCCUGCCCCGCCAUAGCGGGAAGCAGCAAGUCCAGUCCCGGCUCGCCACAGACCGGUGAUGGGGACCGAAACUCUGCUUUUGAGCUGGGGAGCCGCGACACUGCUGGCGCUCGCUGCUAUGCCUGGAGUUCUAGCCGCCAACAGCAGCGGCAGAUGGUGGGGCAUAGUGAACGUGGCGUCCUCCACCAACCUGCUGACCGACUCAAAGAGCUUGCAAUUGGUGCUGGAACCAAGUCUGCAGUUGCUUAGCCGCAAGCAGCGGCGGCUAAUUCGGCAAAACCCGGGGAUCUUGCACAGCGUGAGCGGCGGUUUGCAGAGCGCUGUGAGGGAGUGCAAGUGGCAGUUUCGGAAUCGACGCUGGAACUGCCCCACGGCUUCAGGGCCCCACGUUUUCGGCAAGAUAGUCAACAGAGGAUGCCGAGAGACCGCCUUCAUCUUCGCCAUCACAUCUGCUGGAGUGACACACUCUGUUGCUCGCUCCUGUUCCGAGGGUUCCAUAGAAUCUUGUACGUGCGACUACAGGCGACGUGGCCCGGGAGGUCCGGACUGGCACUGGGGCGGCUGCAGUGACAACAUCGACUUUGGUCGCCUCUUUGGCCGAGAAUUUGUAGACUCUGGGGAGAAGGGGAGGGACCUGCGUUUUCUCAUGAACCUUCACAACAAUGAGGCGGGGCGCACGACUGUAUUCUCGGAGAUGCGCCAGGAAUGCAAGUGCCACGGAAUGUCGGGCUCGUGCACUGUGCGCACGUGCUGGAUGAGAUUGCCCACGCUACGCGCUGUGGGCGACGUGCUGCGGGACCGCUUUGACGGCGCCUCGCGCGUACUCUACGGCAACAGGGGCAGUAAUCGCGCAUCCCGCGCAGAGCUGCUGCGCCUAGAGCCGGAAGACCCUGCCCACAAGCCGCCCUCACCUCACGACCUCGUGUAUUUCGAGAAGUCUCCCAACUUCUGCACCUACAGUGGGCGCAUGGGCACGGCGGGCACCACAGGACGCGCCUGCAACAGCUCCUCCCCGGCCCUGGACGGCUGCGAGCUUCUGUGCUGCGGACGAGGCCACCGCACGCGUACGCAACGCGUCACCGAGCGCUGCAACUGCACCUUCCACUGGUGCUGCCACGUCAGCUGCCGCAACUGCACCCACACGCGGGUGCUGCACGAAUGUCUGUGA